Austrofundulus limnaeus is the source of this 2065-nucleotide messenger RNA. RefSeq names its product Scm polycomb group protein like 4. Gene Ontology annotation, biological process: negative regulation of DNA-templated transcription. Lineage: Eukaryota; Metazoa; Chordata; Actinopteri; Cyprinodontiformes; Rivulidae. Gene Ontology annotation, molecular function: chromatin binding; histone binding. Gene Ontology annotation, cellular component: nucleus. The record is from RefSeq and is a predicted model, not a curated record. The coding region runs from base 186 to 1409 and encodes 407 amino acids. The transcript is spliced from 8 exons.
AGUCUGCAGCCUGUGUGCCGAGCAGCAGCAGCAGCAGUGUGUUCAACACAAGGAAAAAGCUGCAUGCAGCAGAAACAAGAUGGCUUUUCCUGCAGGGCGAGGGUUUCUGUUAGCCUGUAGGCCUCUGGGAUGUAAGACAAAAGGUCUGAGCUCCUGGGCUCCACAGGAGUAGACAGCAGCUCCAGAUGAGUGGACCUGCUGCAGCACCACACAAGUCAGACAGCAACACCGGUGACAUGCAGGCGGCUGCAGUGGCUCCAUCCUUCCUCCCCAGUCCAACGGGGAAGAUCCCGGGCAGGAAGAGAGGGAGGCCCCCCCUCCGCAGCGUCGCAAAGAUGGAUUUUCCAAAUCACUACUCGGAAUCCCUCCCUCCGCUCAAAAUCCCCAAGAAGAGAGGCAGAAAACCAGGCUUCAAGCUCAAACCACGGAUGGUGAUGACACCUUUAGCUAUUUCUCCACCCAGCAGCACUCCUGAACCAGAUAUGAGCUCCAUCCCUCAAGAUGCUGCCACCAUUCCCCACUCUGCUACGCCCCAGGUGCUCACAGUUUGUAUCUAUAUCAACAAGCAGGCCAACACUGGUACCAACCUGGAUAGGAAAAAGAUCCAGCAACUCCCUGAUCACUUCGGACCCGACAGACCCUCCGUAGUGCUCCAACAGGCUGUCCAAGGCUGCAUUGACAGCGCUUUCCAGCAGAAAACCGUCUUCACCCUUCUUACACAGGGCUACGGAGGAGAAAAAAUAUCAGCCACAUUUGAUGGGAAGCAGCACCUUUUGAGCCUUCCUGUGGUGAAUAGUAUUGACUACGUGCUUCGUUUUCUCAAGAAGCUCUGCCGCAGUCUGCACUGUGAGAACCUCUUCAGUGAUCAGCCCAUUAGCCAGCACAGCGGUGGAUCCUAUCCCUCAGAUGCAGAAACAUCCAUGACUGAAAACUACGAUGUCAACCAGUCAGAUGGCAAACGCUAUUCUGUGGACCAUGGCGAUUCUGCUUUCAGCUCCAUAAGCUCCUCCUACACACCAAAGUCCUCCUAUGGGUUCCGGUCUUCACAGAAGUUCUCCAAUGGCUCUGCCUCCAUGAGCCUGUGCAGACAGUCAUCCACCAGCCCAAACUCAUUUCCAGAUGGGAACAGGACAGGAGGCUAUAAUGUUUCUUCAGAGUCCCAGGAGUCCAAGGCUCCAUCCAGUAAGGACCCGACCACCUGGUCUGUGGAGGAUGUGGUUUGGUUCAUCAGGGAUGCAGACCCUCAGGCUCUUGGUCCUCACACAGAUGUCUUUAGAAAACACGAGAUUGAUGGGAACGCUUUGUUGCUCCUUAAGAGCGACAUGAUCAUGAAGUACCUUGGCCUGAAGCUUGGGCCGGCCCUGAAGCUUUGCUUUCACAUCGACAGACUGAAGCAAACCAAGUUCUGAGAGCUUUUUCUUUUUUUCACAACCCAACAGAACUGUGAGCGAGGUCACUUCCUGAGAUGACAGGUUUGUGGUCCAAAGCAAGGAAGGGGUUGUGUUGUUUCAUUUAGGGUCUCCUCAAACAAGCUUCAUCACUUAUUUAUAUCCCCCCCAAAAUGUUAGUUCACAGGUAACUCAGAAUAACUCUAAAAUAAAUGACACCAAACGGACACAUCAGGAUGUAUCCAAACAGCUUUAUCUUCAGGCCUGAAGAUAAAGGUUAAUGGAUGAUACUGUUUUUACAUACAGUUUACAUACUGUUAGCAAAAUAUCUCAUGAACCAGUGGAUGAAUCUCAAUAAAACUUUCAGAAAGUAAUCAUUGUGAAGUCAAACCCAGUAACAGAUUUAAACAUAAGAGGUUAGAGGUUGAAAACGGCUCUAUAAAACAUCUUUAGUUUAAUUACUGGAGUUUCUGUGGUGCAGUAGUCAGCAUGUUACUUUCAGUAGACAGCAGUGAGAACAACAGCAAUUUAGAAAAUCAGAGAAACAAUCUUCAACUAAAAGCUGGCCUGACUAAGAUCUGUUCCAGACCAGAGUGGACUUCAGUCAUUAAAGUGUAACCUACCCCGCACUGUGAAAAGGUAACUCCGCCCCAAGGCGAAAUUUUAAAAAUGCAUCA